AUGCCUAUUGAGCUCGAGCCGAUCCCAGCUCCCCAUGCGGAGCUGGUCAACUUCAUUGCCGACCACCCCGACAAGCCUCUCGUCGACAUCAUUAGCCCUUACCGCCGGUAUGAGUCCCAACUCCGUACCGUCUUCGCCCAAGAUCGCCAGGACCCUCGUCUCAAUGACCCAUACGUCAAUGUUCUUCCGCUCUUCACCGAGAAUACCAAGCGCAUCACCACCCGCGCCAGGAACCUCGCCGAGGAAUCCGAAACGGAAAAGGACAGGUACAUCAUGGCUCUCCCCGAUGACAAGCGACGCGCCCACGGUUCUCCCGCCACCGUCUCCUCUUUGAAGGAGUUCCAAAAGAACUUUGGCAUAUUUUCCGAGAACUCGCUCGCCGACAUGGACUGGAAUAACGUCGUGGCGGCCGGCUCCUCCGUUGUCAAUUGUCUUCUUCCCGUCCCCACCGAGUUUAACACUACCAAGCGAAAGCUCCGUGAAUACUACCAUGAAAGAUUCUGCCCCGCCUCCGAUGUUGAUCUGUUUCUGUACGGCCUGAACGAGGAGGAGGCCCUCGAGAAGAUCAAGCAAAUCGAGCAGGCCGUCCGCGACGCCAUCCUUACCGAAGUAACCGUUGUUCGUACCAAGUACGCCGUCACGAUUGCGUCCCAAUAUCCUACUCGGCAUAUUCAGGUCGUUUUGCGCUCUUACAAGUCCAUUAGUGAAAUUUUGACUGGUUUCGACAUCGACGCUGCUGGCGGUGCGUAUGACGGAAACCAAGUCUAUGUUACUCCCCGAGCUCUCGGGAGCUUCAUCAGCCAGAUCAACCAUAUCGAUCUCUCCAGGCGAAGCCCUUCUUAUGAAAACCGUCUGUCCAAGUAUUCCCACCGCAACUUUGAGGUGUACUGGCCCGAUCUCGACCGCUCCAAGAUUGAUCCCACCAUUUUCGAGCGCAGUUUUGGUCGCACCCUAGGCUUGGCCCGUCUCCUCGUUCUCGAGCGCCUUCCCACUUCCAGUUCCCGCGAGACAUAUCUCAACAAGCGCCGUGAGGAGCGUGGCCGCCCUGCUCUUUUCUACACACGUAUGCGUCUUCGGGGCAAUAUCAAGGACAACCAUGAGGAUGAAGUUGCCGACUGGGUCGACGAGACCGAUGUUUCCAACUACCACACCUUCACUGUACCUUAUGGCCAGCACUUCCAUGCGAAAAAGAUUGAGAAACUAUGCUACACCCGUGAUCUUCUCCUCAAUGCUGAGUGGAAUCAGCACAAGAACCGAGAGGUGUACCUCCACCGACAUCCCGCCUUCUUUGGUCGCGUACAGGAUGUCAUUGAAGAUUGCUGCGGCACAUGUCCUCAGCCUGUGACUCCGGAAGAGAUCGAGAUUGCGAAGAAGGAAAGUGAAAUUUAUAUCUCGGGCAAGAUCAAGCUGUUGAUUGAUGACCCCGGCCGUCAGCAAAUCGGCUCCUUCAACCCUCUCACCGACGACGACUGGACUGACAUGGCCUACGUUGGAAACACUGCCCGCCUUUGCCAAUCCAUUGUUGAUUCCGACCUCGAUGAGGUCUUGGCCUGGCUCUCCCAGCCAUGUGCGGACGUCAACCGCCGCGACUAUACCGGAAGGACCCCUCUCCACCUCGCCGUGGCAAGCUCCUCUCCCGAGAUUGUCAAGGCCCUCGUCCACCACGGCGCCCGCCUCACUGCCCGUUUGGCCGACGGCAAGCUGCCCUCCACCUCGCGGCCGAGCGCGGAUGCUAAGCGCAAGGCCCUCCGCGACGAGGGUAAAGAGGAAAAGAAGGAGCCUGCCAAGCCCGCCAAGCCCGAGUCGGAGUCGGACGAGAGCAGUGAUGAGGAAGAGGACUCGGAAGAGGACCUGGACAUGCUCGAAGAUGCUGCGUCGGACGAUGAUGGUGCGCACUCCUUUGCGACUGGCUCUUUUGUCAAUGUCAAGAACGACGCCGAGGUCGACCACAUCAAGCAGCUCGAGGAGGGCAACGACGACGAACCCGACUUUUACAAGAUCGAUGUCCUCGCCUGGGACUCCCCUGCUCGCCUUUGCACCUCGCCAUUGCACACGGCCAUGAAGAAGUCGUCAAGGCGCUUUGCGAUUAUGGUGGCCAAGUCUAUGGCUAAGCUUCUGCUCAGCCUUGGCGCAACCUCGUCGCAAGCCGACCUCAACGGCUGCACGGUGUUCCAUCGUUAUGUCGAUUCGGGAGAAAUGGAGAUGAUUGAUACCCUGUGGGAGAAUGACAAGACCGGCGUCAAGACCUCCAUCAACCACUUGGUAAUUGGGUCGAAUUACUGGAACCCCAGCGCCAUCGCGCCCCUUCACCUCGCCAUUGCCAAUGGCGACUCAACCUUUGUGCUCAGGCUUUUGGAAGCUGGCGCCAACCCGCAAAUCGAUUUUGAGACCUGGCUCAAGGCGGCCAAGUUCUCCUCGAGGGGCACGAUCCAGCCUCUGAUUGCGGCCCUUCAGCACUGCACGGAUCCCGAGACGGCCAUCCACCUCCUCGAGAGGGGCGCCGAUCCCAACGCUUUGCCCACCACUACCCGCAAUAUCAUCAAGAAUGAGUGGAACCGCCGCUAUACCAAGGGCGAGAGCGCCCUCGACAUUGUCAGGUCCUAUAUCACGGGCCUCCGUGAGUAUAAGCCGCCCAUCUUGGACGGAAAGAAGCCGACCCUCACUCCCGGAAUUGACGAAUACCUCGACAACUUCAUGGAUGGAACGUACCAAUACUGCGUCGUCUCGGCCAAGGUCCGCUCCGUCAAGGAGACGUAUAAGAAUGCCGUGAAAGCCUACGAAAGGGAUAGCUGCAAGGUCCACUCUUCCAAGAAGCGCGAACAGUAUGCGCAGCGCCAGCAGGCCGUUCAGGAGGCAAUUGCGGGCUACGAGAAGCUUGAAAAGGUCCUUAUCGAAAAGGGCGGCAAAACCUUUGCGGAGCUUUAUCCCGAGAUCGUCAAGGAGCACCCUGGCCUCUAUCCCUUCUCGUACGAUUUCCGGUUUUCCAACGUGACCGACGUCACCGAGGCCAGAAAGGUUGCGUAUAUUCAGCUAUUCGAAGCUGCCUGGAGGGGUGACCUGGAGAAGAUAAAGUCUCUUACCAUGCAGUCUUGGGAUGAGGAGCAGACGGAGCCUCCGCUGAAGAUCUCGGUGACGGACGCCGUCUCCAACUCGCCCUUCUCCCUUGCCUUCCUGUUCGGACAUUAUGACGUCGCCUGGGGAAUUGCCGAGAUUGCUCAGGCCCAGUAUGCGCCUGACGAGGAGGAGAAGCGCUAUGAAAUCAAGCAUGAUGAGGACGAAGGCUACACCGACGACGACGACUCGGACGCCUGCAGUGAUGACGGGGACGAGCCCAAGAUCGUGUCCAAGGCGGUCGACAAGAAGUUUACCAUUGAAAACAUUGGGCAAAUAUCGAUGCAAGUCAAGUCCAAGACCAAGGCUUUGGACAUGGUGAACUGGGUCGUCAAUACCUUUGUGCUCAAGGAUGGCCAGCUGGACCACGAGUCGGCCAACUAUGCCAACGAGACCAUUCUCGAUUUCCUGCUAAAGAAGUGUACGGACGAAAGCGUGUUCAAGCGUUUCAUUGAUCUUAUUAUCCACUUUGGCAGGAAGAGCUUUGACAAGUCCAAGAGCGAUGAAGGCGGGUACAGCUUCCCCGAGGACGUCUUCCAAAAGCUCGUGGAGAAGGGCAAGGUGGGAGCCCUCGCUGAGGUCAUCAGGAAGACUGGAGCUGGCAUUCCGUUGGACCACCUCGUGAAGAGGACCGGCGUUGAAGUCAAGGAGAAGCCCCGGUUCUACCAGGGCCUUAGCGUCUACGGCAAGAAGAGAAAGGACUGGGCCAACGCCGGCCGAAACAUGUACGUCAAGCCGAUCGGGCUGCAAUCGCCACCCUUGCUCUACGCCGCGCUCGGUGGGAACUUGGAGUCGGUCGAGUGGUUCUUGACGGAAACCCCUCUCCGCCUCUAUACCGAGUUUAGCCAGUCCAAGGCUGCCCAAGAGGAUAGCCGCUUCAAGCACCUUACCACGACUGGGGGCUUCGAGGGUCUCGUUUCAAAGUGGCUUGGAAACCAGAAUGAGCUUGUGCUUUACUGUGCGAUUCUCGCGCCGGAAACCGAGCAAGGCCUGAAGCUUGUGAAAUAUCUUAUCAAAGGCUGCCCCACGGCGCUUGAAGCUAAAGACUCUGACAACAACACCCCCUUGCUUGCUGCUGCGCUUCAGGGACAUGUUGAGUAUUGUAAACUUUUGAUUCGAGGCGGUGCGGAUCAAUCAGUUCGAAACAAGUCUGGCGACAACGUUAUCCAUUGCGCUCUCAAGAGGGGACCCAAGGCGGCACAGCUUAAGCCUCUCCUCGAAGCGCUGGACAAGGGUCUUCUAGAGCAUCUCUUGAAGCAGCGCUGCACCCUCGAACAGGGCGGGCACACGCCCCUCCACGCGUACAUUAAUGAGCUCACCACGGACGAUUACCGGUGGCAGCCCUCACCCAAAAACCAUUCGGCGAAGCAAGGCACAGAGGUGGUGCAGCUGCUUCUCCACUAUAGUAAGGGCGCCGAGCUCGAGUUGCUCAGUGCAUCGGGCGAUUCGUGCCUCCAUACGGCGGUUUUGAGAUCGUUCUCGUGGCUCACGGGGCUCCUGCUCAGCGUACGACCCAAGCUCCUGUAUCGGGAGAACGCGGUCGGAAGGACGCCCGGGGAGAUGGCGCGAGAUAAGAUCAUGGCCAAGAUUCUCAAGCAGCCUUCCCAGCUGCAGGUGUCGAACAGCAACCGAACGGGAGCCUGGGUUGCCGAAACCAUUGCUCAAAAGGCGGAGCAAAAGGAGAAAACCAAGACUUCGGAGCCUAACAUGGACAAGGUGUGGGAGAUUUGCUCGGCAGUCGCCGCCAAGUACCCCGACAAGCGAAGGAUCGUUAGCCUGAACGAGGCGAGCGACGUGGCUAAGAGGCUGGGAGAGGCUCAUACCUCGUCGAGGUACUUUACCAUUGCGCCCAAGGCGGAGGAGGAUGAGGAAGACGAGGCCGAGGACGAGAACAAGGACGAGAACAAGGCAGAGGCGACACAGACCGGCUUUGUUACUGCCCAGGCCAACCAAAGGGUACAUUCAUCGUGGAAGUCGCCAGAUGAAGAGAAGCGAUUGCGGGAGAAGAAGGAGGCGAACCGGGGUGCGCCUUGCGAGGGCUGUGGCCACUGGCACGAAGAGCCGGCGUCGUCAGAUGAAGAAGGGUCGAGCGAAGACGACGACGACGAAGAUUCCGAGGAUGAGGACGACGACUAG
Molecule: messenger RNA, 5247 nt
Organism: Parascedosporium putredinis
Lineage: Eukaryota; Fungi; Ascomycota; Sordariomycetes; Microascales; Microascaceae
Source: the annotation of a GenBank genome assembly